UAAAAUCUUUCAACGAUUUUGUGAUUAUAGAUCUAGACUAGACUUAAAAGAAUUUGUAUAAUUCAAGUAUUAUGUAGAUGUAGUAUUCAUACUAUGUUUAAACAUAGUAAGAUCUAGCGUAUUUUUGUUUAAAAAAAUAUUUAUGAAGUACAAAGGAUAAACUUAAAUUUUUAAAUAUUCUUAAGAAAAAGAGCAUAAUGGAAAAUCAAAAUGAAACUCAAUCAAGAUUGUAUUUUCUUAAUGAAAAACUUCAACAAAUGGUUAAAGAAUUGCCAAGAAAAUACCAACAACGUAUUCCAAAUGAGUUGCUGUGUGAAUUAUCCCAAUGUCUUCUUGAUGAAACAUUAUAUUCUAUCGUUAAAGAGCUUACAGGAAUUCAAAAUGUUACUGAAAAACAGCUUUUUCAAAAGCGAUUAGAAAUGAUAAACAUGCAUUCUGUUAGUAUACAAUCACUAUUAAAAUCAGAUACAGAAGAACCCGGUAAAACAAAACUACGACUCAAACUUCAAGCAGAUCAUCGAAAAAAUCUAACAGAAUUUGAUAAAAAAAUUAUAAAUGAACUUGAUGAAAAGAGGCGAGAACAACAAAGUAUUUUAAACAUGGCUGGAGUACCAGGGUUUGAAGUUACAGAUGAUGCUAGCCGUAUUCAAGUACAAAUACGACUUUGUGAUUUUAUUAUCAGACUCAGCCAAAUGGACAAGACAGAAAUAGUGGAAUCAAAGGAAUAAAAAUAAAAAAUAAACAAAAUGUUCAAAUAAUAUUUUUUUGAACAAUGAUAUAGUAAUGUUUCUGUUCAAUCACUUGAACUUUUUAAACAAUUUUAACAAUGAGAUAAUCUUAAAAAUAAAAUUUAUAUUUAAUACAUAUAAUUCUUUUAUAAUUUAUACAAGUGUUGAUUUUGAUUUAAACCUGUGUAUAUUUAGAGAAGUUGAGAAGAUAUUGUUUUUAUUUUUUUGUAACAAACUUAUGUACAUAUGUAAUUAUUGUAUUUGUAAUAAAUCUUUGUUGAACUACUA
Messenger RNA from Daktulosphaira vitifoliae (grape phylloxera), 1016 nucleotides. RefSeq names its product gonadal protein gdl (gene gdl). The coding region runs from base 198 to 728 and encodes 176 amino acids. NCBI's taxonomy places the organism in Eukaryota, Metazoa, Arthropoda, Insecta, Hemiptera, Phylloxeridae. The transcript is spliced from 4 exons. The record is from RefSeq and is a predicted model, not a curated record.